GUUUGCAAAUGAUGUCGGCGAGGGUUAAAACCAACUUUGCAGGAGAUAAACGUGCCCGGGGAUAAAGGGGAAGGUAAUGAAGAAGAGGAGGCAGGAACCAACAUGGUGGUUGGCAAACCUGGCGGGCACUGGGAUGAAAGAAGGCUCCAGUUUAAAACGUUUCUGUGGAACCCAGCCAAGAAAGAAUUCAUGGGAAGAACAUCCAAGAGUUGGUCUCUUAUUCUAGUGUUUUAUGUCUGUUUAUAUUCCUUCCUGGCUGGGAUGUUUUCUCUGUGCUUGUAUGGGAUGCUAUCAACAUUGAGUCCAUAUACACCAAGAUAUCGUGACCGUGUCAACAAUCCAGGGGUGAUGAUACAACCAAAUAUUGGUGGAUUUUCAAUCACGUUCAACCUAACAGAUGAGACUACAUGGUCGCAGUAUGUGAAAAACUUGCACCAGUUCCUUGCACCUUAUAACAAUAGUAUCCAGGCUACUAAGAACAUUCCAUGUUCCCCUGGGGGAUACUUCAUGCAAGACGGUGAUGAAAGUGAAGAAAGACUAGCUUGUCAGUUUAAUCGAACGAUGCUGGAAAACUGUUCUGGAAUUGAAGAUCCAACUUUUGGAUACUCUAGAGGAAAACCCUGCAUUCUUCUAAAGAUGAACAAAAUCAUUGGUUACUUGCCUGGCAAAGGGACGACACCUUAUGUGAGUUGUGAAAUCAUGAAAGGAAAGAACAAUGUUACAAUUCACUUCUACCCAAAUGAUGGAACUUUUGAUCUCACGUACUUUCCUUAUUAUGGCAAAUUGACACAUGUAAAUUACUCAACCCCACUGGUGGCAAUGCAAUACGAACAUAUGGAGAAAAACUCUAAAGUCAACAUUCAAUGCAAAAUAAAUGGACCUGGCAUCAAAAACAACAUCGUUCAAGACAGAUUUUCUGGCAGGAUUUUCUUCAGUCUUUACAUUGAGGAAUAA
This is a messenger RNA of Pristis pectinata (smalltooth sawfish), 954 nucleotides long. RefSeq names its product ATPase Na+/K+ transporting subunit beta 4 (gene atp1b4). The record is from RefSeq and is a predicted model, not a curated record. Bases 103 to 954 code for a protein of 283 amino acids. Lineage: Eukaryota; Metazoa; Chordata; Chondrichthyes; Rhinopristiformes; Pristidae. Gene Ontology annotation, biological process: sodium ion transport; potassium ion transport; regulation of DNA-templated transcription. The transcript is spliced from 8 exons. Gene Ontology annotation, cellular component: nuclear inner membrane; sodium:potassium-exchanging ATPase complex.